This is a messenger RNA of Emericellopsis cladophorae, 3264 nucleotides long. RefSeq names its product putative RNA-binding protein -like protein. Gene Ontology annotation, cellular component: ribonucleoprotein complex. Gene Ontology annotation, molecular function: protein binding; RNA binding. The record is from RefSeq and is a predicted model, not a curated record. Bases 1 to 3264 code for a protein of 1087 amino acids. Gene Ontology annotation, biological process: RNA processing. The transcript has a single exon. NCBI's taxonomy places the organism in Eukaryota, Fungi, Ascomycota, Sordariomycetes, Hypocreales, Bionectriaceae.
AUGGCGUCACCCGUUGGCGAAGAGUCCUGGCUAGCCUAUCUCGACGAGGCAGUCCGCAAUGCCACCGAUCUGGAAAAACGCGUUCAUGCUAUCGAGCUGUACAAGCGCGCAGUCAGCCUCGAGCCCGGCAGCUUGCGACUAUGGCUCGCUUAUUGCGACUUCUUCUGGGCUCUCUGGGGCGAGUCUCAGGACUCGAGUUCAGGCUGGUCUGAAGAGGAGCGCAUGAUGGGUCGCGAGCUUUUCUCCUUUGGCGCCGCCCUAGCCCUGUGGCAGCAAGGCUACGAGUCGAUCAAAUACCGCAUAAGCGACAGCCAUGAGCUCUGGGAUCGGUGGAUAUCCCACGAGAUGGGUCUGCUAUCCAAGACCAGGACACCCGACGGUAUUAAGCGCAUUACACAUCUCUACCGCAACCGACUCCUCACGCCACACCUCGCGUGGGAGGAGACAUCGCAGGCAUUCUCCAGCUUUCUCUCGGAAUACAAUCGCAACGCUUGGGAAGACACCAUGAAAGAAGUCACGGGUCAAGCACAGGAAACGAAGCGGCUGAUCGAUGACCGGGACCCGUUUGAGAUUCGCCUGAGGCAGGCGCAGAAGGCGCAGGAUCUCGAGCUGGAAAAGUCCAUAAUGGAGGAAUAUUUGGAAUGGGAAAUGUUGCAGAGCAAGCGUAACAACGACCACCCGGACAUUGGUAUAGAUCUAUGCUGUGGACUCUUCGACCGUGCUCUAACCGGGGUCUUCGUAACCGACGAAACAAUGUGGAAUGAGUCUGUCGUAUUCCUGUCAUCGUCUAAACUGAACUCCAGCGCCGUCAGCAACCUUCUGGAUGUUCUCGAACGAGCGGUGAAGCACUGCCCCUGGUCGGGGAAGAUGUGGAACAAGUACAUUCUUUGCGCAGAAGAAGCCAAUCUCAGUUUUACCGAGAUCGAACGAAUCAAGCAUGCGGCGACCAGCGAGGACCAGCUGUACAAGGCGGGGAUGGAGAGCAUGAUCGAGAUGUAUGUCGCCUGGUGCGGGUUCUUGAAACGCCGCGCCGUCGAGGCUGGUGCGGGCGACGAAGCUGUUGACGUGGCUGAUGUCGGCCUUCCGGCGGCUCUGGAAAAUGUGGCCGUUGUCGGCAAGCGGUUGUACGGCAAAGAUUUUCAGGGCGAUCCAAAGUUCCGGCUGGAGCGUAUCUAUAUCCAAUAUCUCACGGAAAAGAAGGGCGCGACAGACGAAGCUCGCGCACAGUGGAAUAAACUGGCCAGUGUCCCGAUACACGCCGACAGCCAUGACUUCUGGUUCCGCUACUACAUGUGGGAGAUGCUCAUCUUCUCCUCAAAACCAGCCUCAACACGCAGCCCGACUCCUCUGUCGAAUGCGAAUGGAUUGCGGGUCCCCACCCUCGCGACAUCUGUCCUCGCGCGAGCGGUGGCGCGGACGAACAUUGACUGGCCAGAAAAGGUGCUUGAGGUGUACUUACAGCACUGCAACGACUACGAACCACCGGCAUCCAUGCGAAGAGCCACCGACAGGGCAUAUAAAGCUGCGAAAGAGAUCCGCCGACGUCGGGAGAGAGAGCAACAAGAGAAAGACGAGGCAUACGCUGCUUACUACACACAGCAGCAGCAGCCGCAGCAACAACAGCAGGAGACCCUUGUCCCCGCGGAACCUCCAGCGAGUGAGACGAAACGUAAACGCGAUGACAUAAUUGCGGAGGGCGAAGCUUCUGCAAAAUCCAGCAAACGCCAGAAGAAUGAGGAGAACUCGACAACUUCACUCACCGCCGGACAGGAGCAAUCGGCUCCGGCCAAAAGAGAUCGGGAGCAUACGACCGUCCUGGUGGAGGGUCUGCCGGCAGAUGUAACUCAAGUCAAGCUUCGCCAGUACUUCAAGCCUUAUGGGCAUAUCAAUAACGUCACAGCUCUAGUUCAAGAAUCGGACCAACCGACCUCAACAGCGCUGAUCGAAUUCAAAACAACUGAGGAGGCCCAAUCAGCUCUUCUCCGAGAUGGCAAAUAUUUCGGGCAGUCGCAGCUACGAGUCACGUCUGGCCACGAUCUCACACUAUACCUGGCAAAUUUCCCACCAGCUGCUGACGAGAAAUUUAUCCGCGAUCUCUUCAAAGAUUGUGGCACCAUACUUAGUAUCCGUUGGCCAAGUCUCAAGGUCAACACCCAUCGUCGAUUUUGCUACGUUUCCUUCCGGGACCGGGAUGCCGCUGCCAAAGCCACGAGCAUGGACGGUAGCCUGUUAGAGGACAGGUAUAGGCUGGUUGCCAAGUUCUCGGAUCCUGGCCAGAAGAAGCGCCGCGAAGGAGCAUUGGCGGAAGGACGCGAGGUUCACAUUCAAAACCUGGACCGUUUCGCUCCCGAAUCCGAGUUGAGACAGGUUUUUGGCAAAUAUGGUACCAUCCUACGCGCCAACAUCCCAACGACCCUGGCAGGCAAAAACAAGGGCUUCGCUUUCAUCGAUUUUGAGUCCAAAGAACAGGCCGAAAAAGCAGUGGCAGAGCUCAACAACACCAAGUUCCGUUCUCAGAUCUUGCAGGUUGAUCUCUCAAAGGACUCAAAAAUCAGAUCAUCCGCCAAGAUUGUGAAUGCUGAGCGUCAAUCUGCUUCGCCAGCGCCCUCGUCAGCCAAAGAUGCCGAGGGUGAUCAGGCCAUGGGCGAUGCCCAACUGGUGACCAAGCCAACCCGGGAUGAAAUCAAGACCCGGACGAUAUCGCUGAUGGGACUGCCUGACACAGUCAACGACGCCCGCGUCCGCGCUCUUGUUGAGCCCCACGGCGCGAUUGUCCAAAUGACACUUCAGCCAGCCCAUGGCGGCGCAAAGAUUGAGUUUUCUGAUGCUGCUACUGCUGGAAAAGCGGCCCUGCAGCUUGAUGGCUUGGAAUUUGAAGGAUUCAAGCUGCGGACGGGGUCUGUAGAGGAGCUUCGUCACGCCAAACCACCGCGCAAAGAAGACAAAAUCACAUAUGGCGGGAAUAAGGACACCAAGAGCCAGAAGCCCAAGGACUCGUUUGACGCACCGAAGACCAUAAUGCCUCCACCCGCCGUUGUCCGCAGGCCUGGGGCUCAGAAGCCUGGCCCCAAGCGUGUGGUUGGCUUUGCAGGCGUGAGGGAGAAGACUGAAGCUGGGUCCAGCGGCGCUACCAACGGGAAACCUGCCCCCAAGAGUAAUGCCGACUUCAAAGCCAUGUUUCUCGCAAGUAGCGGGGGCAAGGGAACGGAGAAGAAGGGAAAAGAGGAAGAGUCUGCAGACGUAGAAACCGGCGUUGAGGAUUGA